UUAAAACAAAAAAUGGAACCAGCCUGGGUCGAUGAUGAUGACAAAUUUCCAAAUAAUGGAAAGUUGCUAGAAGAGCCGUUCAUUGUUAGAAAUGUUGAAGCUGAUCUUGGUGAACUUGCGCACAGAACACGUAAGAUGACACAGAAACGUUUGCGUGAGCGAUAUAUAACAUCUUCAAUAUAUGGACGAGGAGCUCAAAAAUGGGUUAAAACUGAAGAUGAUGAAAAGUGUGAUUCAGCUUUGAAUUCAAUAGCAAGAUUUGCCGGUAACACUAAUAUUGGUUCAAAAUCUUUACCAGCAAAAGAAUUAAAAUUUACUCUUCUUAGAGACCCCACUAUUGGCCAUCAACAAGGUAAAGUAAAUUGUUUAAAAUUUCAUCCUUCGAUGCCUAUUUUGGUUAGUGCUUUUUCAACUGGCAGGAUAGUGCUUUUUCAGAUUUGUGAUGAUGUUAAUAAUUUACUUUUAAGGAAAAGUAAUUUCUUUUUACAAGAUGUUACAAUUCCAAAUAUUUCUUUUGAUAAUAUUACGUUUUUCGAUAGAGGAUCUUUAUUUGCUAGUGCAGAUAAUCGAAAUGAUUGUUACGUUUAUGACCUUUUAAUUGGUGAAAUUACACAAAUUAAACAACCUAAAGCUAUGGACAAAUCGUCAGCAAGAAAGAUUCAACUUUCUGCAGAUGGAAAUUAUAUUGCUUAUUUAGUAAAUAAUGCUGAUAUUUUUGUGUUUUUAUUUAAAACAAUGGAUCAUUUACAUACUUAUAGAGGAGCUGAAAAUAUUGUUGAUUUUUGUUUUUCACCAAUUAAUAGAGAACAAAUUGUUGCUUUAGCUGUAAAUGGAACUGUUUAUAUAUGGAAUUUAACAAAAUACUCCGAAAUGAUGCAAUUUUUUGAUGAAGGCUGUGUUAAAGCUACUUGUAUGGCUUUUAGUUUAAAUGGACAAUUUUUGGCUUGCGGUUCAAAUACUGGAAUAGUUAAUGUUUAUGAUAUGAAUGACUAUAAAUGGCUUAAUAAAAAGAAAAAUUCAUCUCAACGUCCUUUAUUAUUUGCAACUUUUGAUCAGUUAACAACAUCAAUUUCUUGGCUUGAAUUUAGUAAAGAUGCCCAAUUAUUAGCUAUGGGUUCAACGGUUAAGAAAAUGGCAGUCAGACUCGGCCAUUUGGUUAGCGGGACAGUUUUUCAAAAUUUUCCAUCAAAACAAGAACACUUUUCGAAGGAGAGGUUAACAACCUGUGCUUUUUCACCAAAAGGUGCUUUCUUCGCAGUUGGAACUAAGGAAGGGAGAACUCGUCUUUACCAACUUAAACAUUUCGAAAAAUAUUAA
This is a messenger RNA of Meloidogyne enterolobii, 1317 nucleotides long. The record is from the annotation of a GenBank genome assembly. NCBI's taxonomy places the organism in Eukaryota, Metazoa, Nematoda, Chromadorea, Rhabditida, Meloidogynidae.